AAUUAAAUUACAUAAGAAUAAAAGUCAGAGUGUGACGGCGUUUAUUCGAAAGAAAAACAUUUGACAGUAGGAGAAAAUAAUUUGCCUUUUCACGAAAACUAAGGAAAACAAUUCAUCACAGCUGUCAAUCAGCAUUAUUUUAAAAAGUUUAGAGAAAAAUUCGGAGUUCGAAGGGAUCCAGGGAGAAUUUUUGCUUCGUCCCUGAUUUAACUUCCUAUUCUUCUUCUGUGUUAGCACGCGAUAGGUUCCGAUCUAAUGGAAAGUCCUGUAGAUGAUAUUCUAUCCAAUCGCUGAACGACAGCACAAAACCAGUUCGCUUACUUUAAGAAGAAAGGCCACGUCUUCGGCUUUUUCACUGCCUGGUGGAGCGGGGCAGUGUUAUUUUUUUCCAAACCACUCAAGUUUUCUAUAUGUAAAAGCAGUAUUUUCGGCACAGUCAAAUUUCAAGCCUGAAACAAUGUUGGUCAAUUAUCUAUUGCUCGCGUUCCUCUUUCUUGGAGUUCGAGCUGCUGAAGAAGAUGUUGUUGAAUUAACUGACAGCGAUUUCUCCACACUAGCUAACCAUGAAAAUUCACUUGUCAUGUUUUACGCACCAUGGUGCGGACAUUGCAAAAGAUUGAAACCUGAAUUUGCGAAGGCAGCGGAAUUAUUGAAAAAUAAUGAUCCUCCAAUUUCACUAAUCAAAGUUGAUUGUACCGAGGGCGGAAAAGACACGUGUAACAAGUUUUCCGUCAGCGGAUAUCCAACUUUGAAAAUAUUCUCAGGAAGUGAUAUGGUUACUGAUUACAAUGGUCCUAGAGAAGCUGCUGGAAUCGCAAAAUACAUGAAGGGACAAGUUGGUCCUGCUUCCAAAUUAGUGUCUAAUGUGAAAGCAUUGGAAGAAUUCUUAAGCUCAGACGAUGUUGGAAUUGUUGGUUACUUCGAAAAAGAAGACUCUUCCUUGGCCGGUACUUUCCAAACUGUCGCCAAAAAACUUCGUGAAAAAUUCCAAUUCGCUCACACUUCCGAAAAAUCCGUCCUCAAGGAGAAGAAAAUGAAGGACAACAUUGUUUUGUAUCGUCCAAAAAUGCUCGACAAUAAAUUCGAAGACAGCAGUGUGAAAUACGAGGGCGGAGAUUCAAUUGCUGACAUUGUUGAAUUCAUCCAAGUUAAUGCUCACGGUAUGGUAGGAGUGAGAACUCGCGACAGUCACGCAGACUUCAAGAAUCCAUUGGUGGUUGCCUACUACAAUGUCGAUUACAAAAAGAAUCCUAAGGGCUCAAACUACUGGCGUAAUCGUAUUUUGAAGGUUGCAAAGAAUUUCCCAAAAUUGAAUUUCGCAAUUUCGGCGAAAGACGAUUUCCAACAGGAAUUGAAUGAAUUUGGCGUUGAUUUCGCCGAUGGUAAGAAACCAAUUGUUCUUGCUCGUAAUGAAAAGAAUCAGAAAUACGUGAUGAAGGAUGAAUUCACAAUGGAGACAUUUGAGAAAUUCUUGACUGAUAUGGAAGCUGGUAAACUCGAGGUUUACAUGAAAUCUGAAGCAAUUCCUGAGGAUAACUCCGCUAAUGUUAAGAUCGCAGUUGCCAAGAACUUUGACGAAGUUGUAUUGAAUAACGAUAAGGACACUUUAAUCGAAUUCUAUGCGCCAUGGUGUGGUCAUUGCAAACAAUUGGCGCCAAUUUUCGACGAAUUGGGCGAUAAACUCGUCAACGAGGAUGUUGCAAUUGUGAAAAUUGACGCGACUGCAAAUGAUGUGCCUCCGCUAUUCGAGGUGCGAGGCUUCCCAACUCUAUUCUGGUUGCCAAAGGACUCAAAGGACAAGCCCGUGAAAUACGAGGGCGGACGACAAUUGGACGAUUUCGUGAAAUAUAUCGCGAAACACGCAACAAAGGAACUUAAAGGUUUCAAUAGAAAGGGCGAGGAGAAAUCAAAGGACGAGUUGUAAGGACAUUUUUUUAAAACAAAUUCCAACAGAAAAAUAUUGUUGAUAUUUUCUUUUUAGAGAAAAAAAAACUCCAAAAUUCAGGUAUCGUCCAAAGUGAUCAUUUAUUUUUUAAAUUUAUAUAGUUCGAUAGAAUCUUUAUUAGUUUCACAUUUAUGGAUCUGUAGAAUGUGCGAAUAUUUCUUUUUUCUUAGUAAUUAUUAGAAGUAAUGGACGAUUUAUCGGAAAAUAAAUAUAUGGAUUUUUUAAAAUAAGUGUUCAUUAAUAAGCUAGGCUGUAAAAUGGAAUUUAAAGAAAAAUUCUACAUUCAGAGAAGUUGAGUUCUUUUUAUAAAAUUUAUGUACAUUUUUAUAGUUAUGAAAAAUGCGAAAGGGUGUGCAAGAUUUUUAUAGGCGUGAAAUGUGAGAAAGAAAGAUAUUGCUUUUUGUUUAGGGAAAAACAAUACAAGAACUGAUUUUCUAACCAGUUAUAUAAAACUUCAUUCCACGUUUAUAUACAUGAAAUGAUGGUUCAGAUAAUUUAUAUUUCAAACCAUUGAUUUUUUAAUUAAAAACAGAAAACAUAAUAAAUUGUUUUAUAAUGAAA
Molecule: messenger RNA, 2506 nt
Organism: Leptopilina heterotoma
Lineage: Eukaryota; Metazoa; Arthropoda; Insecta; Hymenoptera; Figitidae
Gene: ERp60
Product: protein disulfide-isomerase A3
Exons: 6
Coding region: 272-1924 (550 amino acids)
Biological process (GO): response to endoplasmic reticulum stress; protein folding
Cellular component (GO): endoplasmic reticulum
Molecular function (GO): protein disulfide isomerase activity
Source: RefSeq, a predicted model, not a curated record